Molecule: messenger RNA, 2541 nt
Organism: Coprinopsis cinerea okayama7#130
Lineage: Eukaryota; Fungi; Basidiomycota; Agaricomycetes; Agaricales; Psathyrellaceae
Product: ATP dependent DNA helicase
Exons: 5
Coding region: 1-2541 (846 amino acids)
Biological process (GO): DNA replication; double-strand break repair via break-induced replication; DNA strand elongation involved in DNA replication
Cellular component (GO): MCM complex; nucleus
Molecular function (GO): single-stranded DNA binding; ATP binding; ATP hydrolysis activity
Source: RefSeq, a predicted model, not a curated record
AUGGCCGCCAACUUUGGGCAAAGCUCAGAAGACGCUGUUCUCGAGGAGCGAAGCAGGGUCUUCAAGAAUUUCUUGACCGAGGGCUCUGAACUCUAUAACUACCAGGAUGAAAUUCUGCGGAUGCUUCGCGAGGACAGGACGCGGCUAAUUAUCAAUAUCGACGACCUGCGCGACUUCAACCGCGAAUACGCGAACGGACUCCUCAAACAGCCGACAGAAUAUUUUCCAGCUAUCGAGGAUGCCUUGUCCCAGAUCGUCAAGGACGUUCACAAUACGGAGAAGCACGCGAUUGAAGGCAAAACCUAUCACGUCGGGUUCAGCGGGUCAUUUGGUGACCACCACGUCAGCCCUCGAACCUUGAACUCUGGCCACCUAGGGAAGAUGAUUUGCCUUGAAGGCAUUAUCACAAGAUGUUCCCUUGUACGGCCAAAGAUGCUCAGAUCCGUCCACUACUGCCCGCAAACCCAAAACUUCCAUGCAAGGGAAUACCGCGACGCUACGACUUCAAACUCCAACUUGCCACCGACAACAUCGAUUACCCCUCAAACAGACGAAGAUGGAAAUCCUUUGGAGACCGAGUACGGGUUGUGCACAUUCAGGGAUCAUCAGCGCAUCAGCAUCCAGGAGAUGCCUGAGCGCGCUCCACCAGGCCAACUUCCGCGCAGCACAGACAUCAUCUUAGACGAUGAUCUCGUCGAUAAAUGCAAGCCUGGGGAUCGAAUCCAGCUAGUAGGAGUCUAUCGGAGCGUCGGAGGAGGGGCUAGCGGUGCCUUCAAGUCACUUUUGCUCGCCAACAACAUCAACCUUCUGUCCUCAAAAAUCGGAGGCGGAAUUGCCCAGACACCCCUGACGGAUAUUGACAUCCGUACAAUUAACCAGCUAGCGAAGAAGUCCAACAUCUUCAACUUGCUUUCUGAAUCGCUGGCACCCUCGAUCUUCGGUCACGAACAAAUCAAGCAGGCAAUUCUCCUUCUCUUACUGGGCGGUGCGGAGAAGAACCUACCCAAUGGAACGCACAUUCGUGGUGACAUUAACUUGCUGAUGGUUGGCGAUCCUUCGACUGCCAAAUCGCAACUUUUGCGUUUUGUGUUGGGGACUGCUCCUCUGGCGAUCGCCACUACCGGUCGAGGUAGUUCGGGCGUCGGUUUGACAGCUGCCGUCACUACCGACAAGGAAACAGGCGAACGGCGACUGGAAGCAGGCGCGAUGGUUCUUGCCGACCGUGGAGUUGUUUGCAUCGACGAGUUCGACAAAAUGUCCGACAUCGACAGAGUAGCGAUCCAUGAAGUCAUGGAACAGCAAACGGUCACAAUCGCUAAGGCUGGUAUUCACACUAGCUUAAACGCGCGGUGCAGCGUUGUUGCGGCGGCGAAUCCCAUCUAUGGCCAGUACGACAUUCAUAAAGAUCCCCACAAGAACAUCGCACUUCCCGAUUCUUUGCUUUCUCGAUUCGAUCUUCUCUUCAUCGUAACUGAUGAUGUAGAAGAGACGAAAGACCGCAUGAUCGCAGACCACGUUCUUCGGAUGCAUCGUUACUUGCCCCCUGGCGUUGAAGAAGGGACGCCAUGCCACGACAACCUUUCCCAACCCCUUUCCAUGGAGGGACCCAAUGUGGCCGCCGAGGUUGAGGCGGUGGAGACCAGUCCUUACGAGAAGUUCGACCCUCUGCUUCACAUGGGUUUGGCCCAGGCAGGUCGCGAGCGAGAGACGCGUAGCAGUAAGAAAAAUAAGAAAAAGGAAAUCCUCAGCAUAGCGUUCGUCAAGAAGUACAUCCAGUAUGCCAAGAGCAAGCCGGCCCCUGUCCUCACAAAAGGCGCGGCAGACUACAUCGUCCAGGUCUACGCAACCCUAAGGAACGAAGACAUGGAAGGUACCAAGAAGACUUCACCUUUAACGGCUCGUACACUGGAAACUCUUAUUCGUCUCGCCACCGCGCAUGCAAAAGCUCGAUUGUCAACCAAGGUUGAAGAGCGAGAUGCGAUCAAGGCUGAGGAGAUUAUGCGGUUUGCCUUGUUCAGGCAGGUGCCUAAGCGCCAGCGACGAAAGAAGCGAAAGCUCAACCACGGUGGUGUUCGAAAACGCACGGACGGAGACGCGGAGGGCAGCAGUGACGAGGGAGAGAGCGAAUCGGAGGAUGAGAACGAAAAUGUUGACCAAAGGAUGAGCAUGCCACCCGCUGCUUCUGGCGCUGGUGCGGCUAAAUCCCCUCCUCCCCAAGACCCCAUUUGGGGCGACGAGACCCAAGACGUCACCAUGCACGAAGAAGAGAGCCAGCAGUCUACUGUCGUGGCGUCUACUCCCGCGGAAGGUGGUCAGAAUAAGCAAGAACGACUGCAAUUCUUCCGCUCGAGAAUGGCCCAUGUCUUCAGCACAGUCAUGCAAGACGAAGAAUCCAUGUUCCUCAAGGACAUCCUCACUCAUAUCAAUCAAGGGCUUCCCGCAGAGUCACUGUUUGGCACCGGAGAAGCUACCGAGCUUUGCCAGAUUAUGGGGGAUAAUGAUGAGUUGAUGAUUAGUGAAGGUAUCGUUUACAAAGUGUAA